Molecule: messenger RNA, 1210 nt
Organism: Scomber scombrus (Atlantic mackerel)
Lineage: Eukaryota; Metazoa; Chordata; Actinopteri; Scombriformes; Scombridae
Product: stonustoxin subunit beta-like
Exons: 4
Coding region: 232-1023 (263 amino acids)
Molecular function (GO): protein binding
Source: RefSeq, a predicted model, not a curated record
AACUAAUGUUUCCAAUUGAUUUCUUUUGUUCCACACAUUUUUCUUCAGGUUGAGGGACUGUAACCUCUCAGAGAGAAGCUGUGCAGCUCUGUCCUCAGUUCUCAGCUCCCAGUCCUCCAGUCUGAGAGAUCUGGACCUGAGUCACAACAACCUGCAGGAUUCAGGAGUGAAGAAGCUUUCUGCUGGACUGGAGAGUCCACACUGUGGACUGGAAACUCUCAGGUCCUUCUUAUGACUACGUAUUUGAAUCUGUCAGGAUGUCUGAUCACAGAGGAAGGCUGUGCUUCUCUGGCCUCAGCUCUGAGCUCCAACCCCUCCCAUCUGAGAGAGCUGGACCUGAGAUACAAUCAUCCAGGAGACUCAGGAGAGAAACUUCUGUCUGCUGGACUGGAGGAUCCACACUGGAGACUAGACAUUCUCAGGAUGGACCAUGGUGGACCAGAGAGGCUGAAACCUGGUGUGAGGAAGUAUGCCUGUGAACUGGAACUGGAUCCAAACACAAUGAACAGAAACCUCAAACUGUCUGACAACAACAGGAAGGUGACACGUGUGGAGGAGGAUCAGUCAUAUCCUGAUCAUCCAGACAGAUUUGAUCACUGGCCUCAGCUGCUGUGUAGAAAUGUUCUGACUGGUCGCUGUUACUGGGAGGUCGAGUUGAGAGGAAGAGUUAAUAUAUCAGUGAGUUACAGAAGAAUCAGCAGGAAAGGAGGCAGUUAUGACUGUUUGUUUGGAAGGAAUAAUCAGUCCUGGAGACUGAGAUUCUCUGAUGAUGGUCGUUACUCUGCCUGGCACAAUAAGAGAAAAACAUCCAUCUCCUCCUCCUCCUCCUCCUCCUCCUCCUCCUCUGUCUCUAACAGAGUAGCAGUGUAUGUGGACUGUCCUGCUGGCACUCUGUCCUUCUACAGAGUCUCCUCUGACACACUGAUCCACCUCCACACCUUCAACACCACAUUCACUGAACCUCUGUAUGCUGGAUUUGGGUUCUGGUCCAGGUCUGGUUCAGUCUCUCUGUGUCCUCUGUAGGAGGGAGAGUCUCUCUGUGUCUCUGUAGGAGGGAGAGUCUCUCUGUGUCCUCUGUAGGAGGGAGAGUCUCUCUGUGUCCUCUGUAGGAGGGAGAGUCUCUCUGUCUCCUCUGUAGGAGGGAGAGUCUCUCUGUCUCCUCUCUAGGAGGGAGAGUCUCUCUGUGGACAUAAACUCUGCUGACUGAAGA